AUGACAUUGGAUAUCAACCAACCAAUCGCACUGCCAUGUGGCCUGGUGCUGCAGAACCGUUUAGUGAAGGCUGCUAUGGCUGAGGCUAUGGCAGAUAAGAGCCGCGUGCCUGACCAGAAGUUUACACGGGCUUACGGCGAAUGGGGCAAAGGAAGAUGGGGUGGCCUACUGACUGGAAACAUCCAGGUUGAUCCACGUGAUCUAGGAAAUUAUUAUGACCUGGCAGUUCGUGAAUCCGGGGUGAGUAAGGAUCAAUUACAUGCCUGGAAGCAAUACGCCGCCGCCUGCCAGGAGCAGGGCACUCCAGUCAUCGCUCAGAUUUGCCAUCCUGGUCGCCAGUCCCCGCGAGGUGCAGGCGAAAGAGGCAUGUUUGGGACGCCUGUUGCACCUAGCCCAAUUCCUCUCCAAAUAGGAACUGGCUGUGUGGCGUCCGUCAUCAGGAACAUUGCUUUCGGUGUUCCGAAAGAAAUGACCGUUUCAGAUAUUGAAAAUGUAGUUCAGAAAUUUGUGAAUUCUGCCCGGUUCCUGGCGGAAUGUGGUUUUGCGGGUGUUGAGCUCCAUGCUGCUCAUGGUUAUCUUUUGUCACAAUUUUUGUCCCCGAAGAGUAAUGUACGCCAUGAUAAGUACGGUGGCAGCCCUGAAAGACGCGCUCGUAUCGUUCUUGAAAUCAUCAAGGAAACCCGUGCCGUGGUGCCUGAGAACUUCUGCAUCGGACUCAAGCUCAACUCUGCGGACCAUAGCGCGUCCGACUUUGAGGACACCAUGACACAGAUUGGCCUCUUUGCAGACGCCGGAAUAGAUUUUCUGGAGGUAUCGGGAGGGACAUAUGAGGACCCAAAGAUGGUGGGUCGCGGACUCCAAGAAGAGAGUGCAACCAAGAGUGUACAGCGUACAGCAGCACGAGAGGCGUUCUUCUUUGACUUUGCUAAGGAGACCAGGGAACGCUUCCCAGGUCUCAUCCUUAUGCUCACCGGAGGCUUCCGUAGCCGGAGAGGUAUCCAUGCCGCUUUGAAAGGUGGGGCGUGUGAUAUCGUUGGCAUCGGGCGCCCAGCAGUUGUUUGUCCAAACUUCCCUGAACUGAUGAUGGAUGAUAAGUAUACGGAUGAUGAAGCAACCGUUGCUCUAGGAAAGGUACCAACACCUCUGUGGGCAAGGAUACUUCAGAUCAAAGUGCUGGGUGGAGGUGCGGAAACGCAAUUUUACGCGGGACAGAUUCAACGAUUGGCUACCGGGUAUGCUACUCAUGCACCUUGA
Messenger RNA from Aspergillus bombycis, 1254 nucleotides. Its product is annotated as NADH:flavin oxidoreductase/NADH oxidase family protein. Lineage: Eukaryota; Fungi; Ascomycota; Eurotiomycetes; Eurotiales; Aspergillaceae. Gene Ontology annotation, molecular function: FMN binding; oxidoreductase activity. The transcript is spliced from 7 exons. The coding region runs from base 1 to 1254 and encodes 417 amino acids. The record is from RefSeq and is a predicted model, not a curated record.